GUUUGACUGAGAGCCUGCAGGAGUGGUUUGGCCUGUUGUGAGCAAGGGUGGGACUUUCCACCCUUGUUUGUCCUCACACUCCAAUCGGCAAGAGGCACCUUGUUUCAUUUAUGAGCACCUAAAGCCAAGUCCUAUUUGAGGGGACUCAACACAGUGAAUCACCGCAGACUUGUGCCAAUAUGAAAGGACACAGCUGAGGACAUUUUUUGGGACAUGGUACACACUCUGAAUGCAGCAUACUGUAGCUGUCUUCAGUGACAACAGUCCUGCUGCAGGUUGACUACGUGCUGUGUGGCUGGAGGCUACAUGGCUUCAGGUGGAGCAGAGGAGGACGAUGGAGGGAUUCCAUUGGACAUUGACAACGUGCACAUGCUCCUCCAAGUGGAGCAUGAGCAGAUUCAGAAAAGGACCUUCACUAACUGGAUAAAUGCUCAACUCGCUAAGAGAUGCCCUCCCUCGUUUAUGGCGGACCUCUUCUCUGACAUCAGAGAUGGGUCACAGCUGCUUGACCUGCUGGAGGUGAUGAGUGGUCAACCUAUGAAAAGACAAAGGGGCCGAGGGGUUUUCCAGCACAGGGCCAACAUUGAGACAGCACUGAACUUUCUCAAGAAAAAAUCUAUCAAACUGGUGAACAUAAACAUCCCAGAUAUCAUAGAUGGACGGCCCUCCAUCAUCCUUGGACUUGUGUGGACCAUCAUCCUCCACUGUCAUAUCGAGGAGCUGGCCAGCACUCUUGCCUACAACUCCUGUCAUUCCUCCCUCGACUCUCUGGCCAGCCUGGACUCCUUUCCUGGCAGCCCCAUCCCAGCUAGUCCAGUCCCUGCAGGCCGGACGUCACCUCUCCACAGACGCUUUCGAGUAUCCGCCAAGAAGGCCCUGCUCAUGUGGGUCAGGGACCAAUGCAAAAAAGUUGGUUGCUCCGUCAGUGUGAAGAACUUCAAGUCGAGCUGGAGAAGUGGAGAGGCCUUCUUGGCCAUCCUGUGUUCUCUCAGACCACAGCUGGCUGAUCUCUCACUGGUUCAGUCCAGAAGCAACCAGGAGAACCUGGAAGAGGCGUUUCACCUGGCCGAGAGGGAACUCCACAUCCCCCGCCUGCUGGAGCCCCAGGAUGUUGAUGUUGAAGACCCUGAUGAGAAGUCCAUCAUGACUUACGUGGCCCAGUUUCUACAGUACUCCAAUGACAUGCCGGCACCUGAUGACCACCUGCAGCUGUUUCCUCUGGUCCAGCCCUUUUCUCUCUCACCUGUGAACUUGCCUGCUCACUUCACUCCAGCAAUCGCUGUUUCCCCGUUACACCAGGUUUCUCCAAGUGAGCGAGCACUAAAGGUGACUUGCUGGCUGCAGCAAGCCUUCGAGGAACUAUCAGAGGCAUGGACAGCGACAGAAAAAUCCAGCUUUGCAGAAAAAUAUCAUGUGUUUCAGAACGUUGCUGGUUCCUUCACUGAGCAAAGGAGACCAGUGAUGACCCUCCUUGCGGCCAUAAGACGCUGUCCUGAGCUGAGCCAAGAGCAGUGUGCUCUCAGAACAGCGUGGGAUCGUCUGGAAGAGGAGCUGCAGAGAUGUAAAGCAGACCUGGACUCCAGCCUUCCUCCUCCUCUGAACUCAGUUGUCACGUGGCUGCAGCGUGCAGAGGCAGCGCUGACAGAAGAGGGAGGAAGAGUGGGAGAUCAUGCAGAUGCUGCUAAAGAAGCAAGAGCUCAACAAGACGUGCAAAAGUCAUUAAUGAGAGAGAUGAGCCACCACGUCAAAAUCCUUGAUACCUUUCUCAACAUGGAUGACUCAGGGAACGAAGUAGUGCCCCCUGAAAAGUUUGAUGAGAUAAAAAGACGUUUAACCAAUAUCCGAGUCACUGCCAAGUAUCAAGGGAUCAAGUUGGAGUACCGGGAAUGCCGUCACACUGUGCUGGAUCUCCUGGGCCGCAUCAGUGCUAAGCUUCAGACCUGGAAAGCUCCCUACAGUUCCCAGGAGACAGUACUUUUGCUUCUGCAGGACUGGCAUGAAACAGUGGAUCGCCAAAGCUUGCUGUUAAUCUUGAUGGAUGCUCUCCAAAACCUCAAGGAGAAGGCGAAUGCUUACAACAGCAAGGCAGCGCUAGGUAACGACUCCCAGCUUGUUACUCGUCAGGUGAAGGAAGCAGAAAGUGAAGCUGAAUUGGCCACACAGGUUGUGACGGCAGUGAGAGGGACGAUGGAGAGAGUGGUGUCUGCGUGGGAGACUUACGACAAGUGCCUCACUGCUCUACAGACAUGGCUGGCACAGGAGAUACAGUCGAGCACCCAUUCUCCUGCUGCGGGGACGAAGGACAUGAGCGAGUGGACAUCAUGUCAAGCUAAGUUAAACGAGGCGGGGAACUUCCUCAUUGAAAUGACGGAGCCUUCAACCAGCCUGGCUCUCGCUGAGCACCUCAGCAAGGUCAACAUGCAGUGGGCUGAGUGCAUGAAGAGGACAGUGUUUGGGGUGUCAUCGGAGCCCAGUGUCAGCCCCAUGUGUCUUCAGAUGGUGCAUUCACUGACCCAGGAGGCCAGCUGGCUGCUGAGGCAGCCGCUGGAGGUGGCCUCAGUCCCACUGAAGGCUAACAGACAGAAACUACAGCUCCUGAGCAAAAGGAUGGUAGAGGUGGAUCUUUCAUCUCUCAGUCCAUCCCCAGACUCUCAAACAGCCCACAUGGAGAACCUCCAGCAAACUCUCCCACAGAUGGUUGUUGAAGCCGAGAGGACCUGUGGAGAGCUGCAGCAGGCUGCAUCCAGGCUAGAGGGCCGUCUAGCUGAGCUGGACCACUGGAGCACAGACGCCCUGGACUGUUACCAGCACCUAAAGGAGGAAAAGCACAGAGGACGCUCUUCGCUGGAACCUACAGCCAAAGUGCUGAUAUCUCGAGGCAUGCAGCUGGAGAACCAGGUUGUAACUGAGAGACAGGAUCUGCUGGACCUUGUGGCACGAGUACGGAAAACCUCUCCUCUGCAGCACCUCUGUACGUCCGGCAUACAGGACAGGAUCUCAGAGACAGUCUCCCACUGCCAGGAGAUUCUUGGAAUGUUCAGCAACCUCGGAUUUCAGCAGCACAUUGAAACAGCUCAUCAGACACAGAGACAGCUCGAGGCAGGGUUACUUGUUGUGGUCAGAACCAAACAUGUAGACCAGGUUGGGAAUGUGAUGCUGCAAGCCCAGGACCCAAAUCAGGCUUCACAUCGGAUGCUUCAACAAGACGCAAGAGCUCCUCAGGGUUGGCCUAAAAACAAGCAUGUGAACACACAGGGUGAAGCAACCAUUGUUAAAAUUGUUAAACCGCGUGUCGGAAUCCAAACGCUGCCUCUGCCAAUCAGGGAACCUCGUAUUCAAUCUCCUCUUGCUCAAACUGUAAAAGCAGCUGAAUCUAAGCCCAUGAUGCAGCCUCCGCCUUUUUCCAAAUCUAACGCUCAAGCUCCAUGUCCGAGUCAAAAUGAUCAACUUCAAACACCCCCAUCACAAACUCGGGUAUCGAUCUCCAGAAUAAAAGAGCAGCCAAACACUCAGAGUGAUAAAACACCUCCACAGCCGCCGGUUAUGGUCCGCAGUGAGGUUCAUUCAAAAGCCCAGUCCAUGGCGAGGAGCAGACUGGAGAAGGCCAGGUUUCGUCUGCAAGGACGCAUCCAGCAAGCCAUCAAGUUAUUUGGUGGCAAAGAGAUUUCGGCAUCACAAGCUAAGAGGAAACAGAGGGCUUUAAAGAUUCUGCAGCCUGCCAUCCUCGAGGAGUUCCUUGGAGCUGUGGAGGGUUUUGGGGCCUUUUGCACCGGGCCCCAACUCCAGGACUUGAUGCUUCUGUCUGACUCAGUCAGAAAGCAGUGGGAGGAUGUACUCAGAGAAAUGGCCGCCUUUGUUCCCAUCUUAUGGUCUAACAUCAGAGAGGGAAAGCGGCCAUUUUCUGUUGUGCAACGUGAAACCCAAACUAACGCUCUGCACAAUGCCACUGACCAGACUGACCAUGACUUUUUGCUGCAGCAGCAGGUCAUUGAAGACGGAGCUGCGUCUAUUGACGUCGAGUCACUCCAAGAACUGUGUGAAACACUAACACCGAGACAGUCCUCCUGCCUGGCAACGGACCAACUGAGGGAGUCAGAUGAAGCACAGGAACCACAACCCAGUGACACAGUGCUCCCAUCUGACUGCAGGGGACAGCAGCUCCAGGGAAACACCCCGCUGAGAGCGACUGGCGUGUCGGCCAACAUACAGCGCAGCAACAGUCUCCCACAGAAACAAAGCGUGGACAGCCAACAACAAGACUUGUCACCUGUGUGUGUUGCUGAGUCAGUGCUGCCUCGUGCUGAUACCCUCCAACUGCGAGCUCAGGAUGUCCCAACACAGAGUGAGGAUGUCCCGAUGCAGCGUAGAGGCCAGGGGUCAGAGAGCAAACUAAAGCCAUCACUUCGAUCCAAAGAGCAGCUGCUGAAAGCUCGUCUGCUGAACAUCACAGAGGACAACCAGCAAACCCAAGCUCAUGUACAGGUGGUUGUCAGAGGCGACACUGUGGAGACCAAGCAGGAGGCAGAGUGGACCGUCAUCUCAGAGACAGCCGCCCUACAGCAGGAAGAGCACUCCUCCAGGCAGGAAGCACAGGAAAGGUACAGAAAGUCCCGCUCAGCAUUUCAGUCUCAACUCCAGAGGAACAAGCAACAUUUGGAGGAGUUUAUCUUGGACCCUGUCACCAUCUCCACCCUGCAGAAUCAAAGGAAGCAACUACAGACUUUAAAGCAGGUGACGCAGGCACUAGCAUUUGAGUUUGAGCUCCAGUAUGCCCAGAUAUCCCGGUGCUCCCGUCUGAUGAGCAGGGAAGAUGUUGGUGAAGCGGAGAGAGACUGGGAGCGGCUCAGUCAGCAGUGGAGAGGCCAACUAAUGUGCCUACAGAGCAGGAUGACAUGUUUAGAGAAUACUACUGAGCUGAUGGAGUCUGCAGACGAUCAGAUGGCGCUGAUCAAAGGAAAACUGGACCGAAUCAUUAGAGAGUCUGUGGACAUCUCCUCCCUCACCCUGGCUGACUCCAGAAUGAAAUCUGAUUUAAAGGAGAUGGAUGUCAGACUGCGGUCUGAGGCGAGAAAGCUAUCAGAGCGAGGAGCUGAAGUGAAAAGACAGGAGCUGGAAGCCAAGUUCCCUUCAUCGCUCUGCCAGGCUCUCCGCAACACUGUCCAUCAUCUGGAGCAGCUCAGACAGCAGCUGGAGAAGGUUCAGUCUGCUGCACAGGCUCUGGAUCACUUCUUGGCUACAGUGCGGGAAGUCAAGGCCGAGAUCCCAACCCUGCUGGCAAAGCAGGACCCCAGCAGACAGCGAAAUCUGACAGACUGGGAGCAGGAGAGACACUGUUGGCAGGCAGCGAUGGAACAGAGGUUGCAGACCGCUGCGGAACAAUCUGACUGCGUUGACAGCACUUUAAAGGCAGUGGGGAUGACUCUGACCAUGGAUGGUGCAGCAGUGACGUGCCAGGAUGUGAUGACAUCAUUGUCCCAGCAAACUGUGGAUGUGGAGAAAGAGAUGGUGAGAGCCAAGAGGAGGGAGAGGAAAAGCGAUGAUUCACAACAUGAGGGGGAAGAACAGGAGCAGGACCAUCCCACUCUGAGUAGAAUGGAAGAGGAGUCGGGGUUGGAGGCCAAGAGGAGUAGGCUGGAAGAACAUGAUGAGGCAAAUAUGCAAGGGGAGGGAGACCACAAAGCUCAAACAUGGGCGUCUGAAGGGGACGUCUUAAAGGCCAAUGACCAGAGAAGAAGAAUAAGCAGCCAGGUUAAGAAAGAGGGAGAAGAGAAGGAGAGUUUGCUCCAGAGGAGAGUUGCCUUGUUGGGCACUCUGAGGGAGAUAAGGAGAGCAGCUGAGCAGCUGAGGUUACAGGAGCCCACCCUGCCUGCUCUGCAACACAGGACUCGAGCAUUGACAGAGCUGGAAAGUCGUCUUGCUGCCCACCUCGCUGAGCUGCAGCACAUGCAAGAUGCAGCUUUACAAUCAGGAAUCCCUGAUGGGAGUCAAACCAGAGAGGGGGAGGAUGUCUGGAAAGAGGCCGCAAAAGCUGUAUCUGAACGGCUGGAGCAGUGUUGCACCCUAACAGAGAUGCUGAAGAAGUUUCAGAGCAUUCGUGGUGAGCUGAGUGGGACACUGCAGAGGGCAGAGAGCACCAUCAGUGAACAGGCAUCCUACCUGGGAAAAGACAACCUGCAGAGACUGCACACUAAGGUGCAGGACACAAAAGCAGAGCUGAACAGCCUCGGGGACGGCAUAGAGGAAAUCCGCAGUAUCUGCAGGCAGCUUCACACUCAUCUACGUAAGAUCCCAGAGUGCACCAUCAUCCCAUUUGAGGACGAAGCGGAUGCUCUCAUGGACCGCUGGCUGGAUGUAUCAGAAAGAACAGAUUCCCGCCUUGAAAACCUGCACGUUGGCCUGACUCUGUGGGAUGGGGUCCUCGAGCUGGGAGCAGAUGUAGAGAGCUGGACCACCAAUAAAGUAGCAGUAUUUGCCCAGUCUCCAUCCUUUGAGACAGAGGACAACAUCAGGACCAUGCAGAAUGAAAUUGCAGCCCAAGAGGAGAAAAUGGAGCGUUUCCACAGAAGAGCAGCUGAGGUUCAGGCGCUGCUUCAAAGCACAGAGCCCCCUCUGGAGCUGCAGGUUGUGGAGACCCAGAUGAGGAAGAAGAUAGAGCAGCUGAAGGAGCUUGUUUCUGAAGCUGAGGAUGUUUACAGGCAGAUGGUGGCUGCAAAGGAACAAAUCACUGCCAGGAUGAGUGAAUGCUUCAACUCCCUCCAGAGAAUUCAAGACUCCCUUCUCACUCUCAGUGGUCUGGAUGUUGCAACAGUGCUUGCAAAGCUUAAGAAUCUAUUGUUUGAGCUCCAGACGCAGGAUGAGCAGGCAGAGAGUCUGCUGGAGGAUCUUCAGGUUAUGGCCUCCAUAGCGAGUUCAGUCAGCCUGCAGAGUCUGUCUGCAGAUGCCAUUCAGCUGCAGGAUAAAGUCAGAAACACCCACCAGCUCUUCUCUGAGGUGGACGAACAGACUGAGAGGAACAUCCAGGCUCAUGAUAGGCUGCAAAGGGAGGGUGAACAUUUGAAACAAUGGUUGCAAAGCGUUGAGGAAAGAGCAGCGAAGGAGGAGGACGUUAGUCUCCUGCAAGAGGAAGCACUUCAACAAAGGGCGAGGACAGAGGCCCUCCAUCAGCUUGUGUCUUCCUUACGGAGGAGCACACUUCGGCAGUGUGCUGUGGUGGAAGAGAGCAGCAAACUGCUGCAACGAUACCACAACUUUCAAACCAGCAGACUGCAUGGCUGUACAGAGAAGCAGAGCUCUCUGAGCAGGGAAUCCCCACAAUCCUGGGUUGGAGAUCUGAGACAAGCUGAUGACUCUCUAUUUGGUGAAGACCUCAGUAUGCAGAGUGGUGUGGAGCAGAAACUUCACCAUGCUCAAGCUGCGGUGAGUGCGACGACAGAGAAGGAGGCUCGCCUCGAAGAGCUCAGGGUUACUGGAGACUGUCUUAGCCACAAAAUGUGUGAUGAGGACAACGUAAAACUGGACAUUCAGGACACCACUGAGGAAGCAGAGGAGCAGGGGAAGGACCUCUUCCAGUCAGGUCAGCCUUGUCACAGUGCUCUACAACCUGAUCCAGACCUCACCUCCUCCUACCUGGAUGGAAAACAGCAGGCCUGCCGCAAAGUGGAGGAGCUGCAGCGCAGAACUGCUCAGCUCCCCACUUUGUUCCCGUGGCCUGGCACUUCUGAGCGCAGACAAACCUGCCUUGUAGCCCAUCAGCUGCAGGAUGAGGCUGAAUCCCUGCAAUUAACUCUUACCAGCCUGGCUGAGCAGAGGACAGAGGUGGCUGAACAAACCGACAACACCGGCGAUCCUUCCUCAGCUGAGGUGGACACUUGCUUGUCAUCACUGAUGGAGGAGGUGAAGGGUGUGUGUUCCCGCCUCGAGGAAGGUGUGUGUAAUGAGGAGCAUUUUGGCCAGUCACUGCAGGACUGCCGCCAUAAAUUGACAUCCCUUCAGGAAAGGAUGUCAGCCUGUCAAGCCCAGGAAGAAAGCUCAGCUGGACUGAUCACUGAUGUACCCGCUCUGGAGGCUUUGCUACAAGAAGUAACCGACAUAGAAAAAGAUCUUUUACAAAUAGUAACACUCAAGGACUCCAUCACAGCUAGUCUAACAGCGGAGGCCCAGGCCAGCCUCUCCCAGCAAGUCAGCAACCUGCAAAGCCACAAGAGGGCACUAGACAGCAGCAUCAAAGAACAUCUGGCCCUGCUCUCAGAAAACAGGAACCAGAGAGUCCAGCAAAUGAAGGAAGAGAUCUCCUGUGUGCAAACGGCUCUGAAAGAUCUGGCUGAAAAUCUGAGUGGGAACUGUGAAGUUUCGCCUGAUACCAACCAGCUUAAACAGCAGUGGUACACAUUACAGGACUGUGAUACCAGGCUGACAGAGCUGGCUGCAAGAGUUAAUGACCUGAAGAAGACUGGAGAGUUGGGCAUCUCUCAAGAGCCGCUGCAUGCUGAAGUCACUUUCACUGUUGAGGCUGUUGCUAAAGACCUUAACAGCAUCACGUCCGCUCUUCUACAAAAGAAGCAGGAGUGUGCUGAAAACACUGCUAACAGGGUGAGACAGCUAAUCAGCCAGCUACAGAAGUGGAGUCAAACAGUACGAGCUGAACCAUCAUCACACAGCCAGGUGGCUUUGAAUGAGGGUUUAAGACUUCAACAAGAUCUUCGUGAACUGCUGUCAGAACGAGAUAUUCUUCUGUACCGUCUGGGGAAAAAAGCGACAAAGAAACUGCAGAAAAGGGCCUCAGCUGCUCUCAAUGAAAGCACGCCUGCACUUGAAACCUUAUCCAAAUUCCUGGUUGCACAGGGCAGUCAAGGUCAUUGUGAAGUGGAGUUGGACAAAGAUUUGCCAGGCAGAGUUGUUGAAGAAACUUGUAGCAGCGAAAGUGAUGCACCGUACUUGGCUUCUGCUGAUGAAACUACAGCCAUGUGUCCUCCUGCUUCUCCAUCAGCAAUAAACAACAAAGAAAACUCUUCAAGUGAUCAGAAUGACAACAAACUUGAAACUAAAGGCCCAUUGGAAACAGACAAAGAAGAUGUCCCUAAGCAGUUCUCAUCUGCAGCGGAUGUUUUCAAAUCACAACAUUUAACAUCAACUCCACCAACAUUCAACUUAAAGACCUAUUCUUCUCGGGACGAGAAAUCUGAACCAUUGCAGGAGGACACUACCUCAACCCAGGACUCUAAGUCAACUAUAUACAAAGACAACACCAAAGAAAUCACUUCAGCACACUGUGUCACACCCCUGGUUGGAUCCCCAGGGACAAAGCCAGACAGCAUCCCUCUUUCUAACCCUGAAAGUGUGUCUGAGCAUUUAGCAGCACAAUCAGAGACGUUUAAAGCAGUCACAGAUGCUCAUGAAGAACACUGUGAGGACAUCGGUGUGACCCCAAAGAAGGUGUAUACAAUAAUGUUAGACAUAGAGCCACAGGACACGCAGAAAAUUGAAAGUAUUGGUCCAGAUGCACCCAGAUGUUCUCAGGGAGCAGAGCUUUGUGAUACAACGCUCACAGAAGUUUCAACUAUUCCUGAGAAAAAUUCUGGACUCUUAAACAGUCCUGAAUCAGACUUUCAAAGCCUUCAUCUAGCCGCAGAUACAGAUAUAUCGAAGGCACUUGCUGAUGCCCCAGAAACUGAGAAGUACCGUGAGGAUAUCAGUGAGAGCUCAGAUAAAGUGUAUACAAUAGUGUUGGACAUAGAACCACAGGACACACAGAAAAAUGAAAGUGUUGGUCCAGAUGCACUCAGCUGUUCACAGGGGCCAGAGCUUUGUGAUACAACGCUCACAGAAGUUUCAACUAUUCCUGAGAAAAAAUCUGGACUCUUGAACAGUCCUGAAUCAGACUUGGAGAGCCUUCAUCUAGCCGCACAAACAGAUACACUGAAGGCACUCACUGAUGCCCCAGAAAAGGAGAAAUACUGCAAGGAUGUCAGUGAGAGUUCAGAUAAAGUGUAUACAACAGUGUUGGACAUAGAGCCAGAGGACAUGCAGAAAAACGAAAGUGUCGGUCCAGAUGCACUCAGAUGUUCUCAGACAGCAGAGCUCUGUGAUACAACGCUCACAGAAGAUUCAGCUAUUCUUGAGGAAAAAUCUGGACUCUUGAACAGUCCUGAAUUAGAUUUUACAAGCCUUCAUCUAGCAGCACAAACAGAUACAUCGACAACACUCACUGAUGCCCCAGAAAAGGAGAAAUACUGUGAGGACAUCAGUGAGAGCUCAGAUAAAGUGUAUACAAUAGUGUUGGACAUAGAGCUGCCUGAUUUCAAGCCACAGGACAGUGUUGGAGCCAGUAGACCAGAUGUUCUCAGCUGUUCACAGGGAGCAGAGCUUUGUGAUACAAUGCUCACAGAAGUUUCAACUAUUCCUGAGAAAAAUUCUGGACUCUUAAACAGUCCUGAAUCAGACUUUCAAAGCCUUCAUCUAGCCGCAGAUACAGAUAUAUCAAAGCCACUUGCCGAUGCCCCAGAAACUGAGAAGUACCGUGAGGAUAUCAGUGAGAGCUCAGAUAAAGUGUAUACAACAGUGUUGGACAUAGAGCUGCCUGAUUUCAAGCCACAGGACAGUGUUGGAGCCAGCAGACCAGAUGUUCUCAGCUGUUCACAGGGGGCAGAGCUUUGUAAUGCAAAGCUCACAGAAGUUUCAAGUAUUCCUGAGACGGAAUCUGGACUUCUUACAACAUUGGUGAGUCCCGAAUCAGAUAAAACAGGCACAGAAAGUCAUUCUUUAAAGAGCUAUGCAUUAAAUGAGUCUCAAGUGACAGACUCGCUGCCAGAAAACCCCUCAGUAUUAGUAAGUACAGAGCUGGAAGAGGUAAAAUCCACAAGUGCCACAUCAUCAUGCAAGGAAAAGUCAGAAACCCCUAAAUUGAUGCACAGUGAGGUGUUGAAUUCCUCCAACUCAUGUGGCACUGUUGCUGAAUGUCAGCUCACCGGUGCACACACAGCAGAAACAACAUCUCCGGAUGUCAAACAAGAGGAGACGACAAAUUUCUGUCACGCUGCAGAGCAAACAAUGAGCUCAGUCUUUUGCACUGCGGAGGGAGAUGCCAUAACCGCAACACAAAUACCUGCUGGUGACAAUAAACAAAUGAAUGUUGCUGACACUGCACAGAGCAAAGGUACAGGACAGCUGGAGGUGGCAGAUGGAGAAAAACCAGAAGAAGCAAGUGACCCUGAACACCCGGAGUCCAAACUUUUAAAAGGGCCAAAAAGACGAGAAAAAGCUACGGCGCUGUUUGAAGAAAGUGAAUGGAAGGUAGCUGCAUCGCUGGAGGACACUGAGGUGACACAGAAACAGCGUCAGAGCCAAGAAAGCAUGGAGCCUGAGAGGACAGCGCCGGGUUUGGAAGCUGAUCUGCAGGCUUGGGAGGCGACAGGUAGAUCAACAGAGUCCUACAAACAAGAAUCCACCAUGCAGGAUGUUUUGUCUGAGAUCCAGAGCUUGGUGGAAAGAAGUAACAUAAUAAAUCGCACACCACACAUUGAUUUAAACUGGUACCUGAAGUCUUCUCCUGGUGAACCAGAGAUUCGCUUGGUACGAACUGUCCAAAAAGUUCUGGCAUGUCGCUACCAACCAGCACGACUCGAUGUCACUGCAAUGGCCAAACAACUGCAGGAGGCAGAGGACUACAGGCGCUGUGUGCAGGAGCAAGUGGCUACUAUCAAAAGCAUGAGUGGUGCCAGGAUUUGUGACCCAGUGGCCUUGAGAAGAGUUGAAGGACAGUGUUGUGCUGCGCUGCUGGAUGCCUCUGCCACAGUGCAGGUCAAAGCAACACAGCUUGAUCAGGUCAAACAGUAUCACAGACAGAUGAAGAUCACCAGAGCUUUCAUGGAGGUUGUAGCCACUGAGAAAGACAAAAUGAGCUUAAAUACUUUAGGAAGCAGCGCUCUUCAGGCUGACAAACUCCACGCCCUGCUGCAAACCAUGGUACAGAAAAAAGACAUGAUAGAUGGGCUCCUCCAGUUAAGUAGCCAGUUGUCGGUCCAUUUGAGCAACGCUGAGAGUUCAGGUGCUCUUCUUGCCCAGCUUGGAGAUGUCCAGGAGGAAUGGAGACUUUUAGAAGGAAGUAUCAAACGAGCUCUGCAGCUCGCCUCAAGCUCCACCUCUCAAUCCUCUCUCUUAAUAAAAGAGGCCGAACUGCUUAAAGCCAAGCUUGAAGCUCUCCAAAAAUCUGACUUUCAAAGCCACGAUGGCAAAAGUGCUUUAGAAUUUGUUUGUCUGACCACAGACCUCAAACUGUACAACCAGGUUUAUCUGCACUUACAGUCCCAGUCAGACGCUCUUGUGCAUUUCUCUCUGGGUCAGAAAGAGAAGGACGAGAUCAGACGUAAUCUUAAGGAACUGGGGUCCUUGCUAAAUGUCACCAAGACCAAGCUUGACACUUCCACAUUGAGCUGUGGCAGCAUUUCUUCUGCUAAGAUCAACAAGCAACUACAAGACCUGAUCAUAUGGGCCAAGCAGGCAGAAAAACACAUCUCUAUUGGGAAAAAGUUAGCUCUUUUCCCCGAGGAGGCUCGUUUUCAGAUUACUGAGAUGAAGAAAUUCCAAAAUGAUGUCUGGUUUAGAAGAUCAAAGAUGCAAGAAGAAGUUGAGCAUAUGAAAGAUGUAGUCUCUGAUAUGGAAAAGGAGGAAAGUGACCAUGUGUUGAAGACAGUAGAAGACCUGUAUGAGGCCAUUGCUGACAGCUUGGAUCAUGUUCUUGACACCAUGAAGAAAAAUCUGCAGGAGAGGGAGAAGCUUUUAUGCCAGCUCGCUAGCAUGGAUGCCUGGCUAGCAGAAACACAUGCUGAAAGAGAUCCCUGCACCCAUGUUGACAAUGUCUCAAAAGCUAACAUCAAAAAGCUGGAGAGCGAGCUGAAAAGUCACAAAUCAGCCACAGUGGAGAUCAAAAGCCAAAUGAAACAGGUGGAAGCAAUGGGAGAAAUUUGCAAGGAAAUAGCUGUAGGGUUGAGUCCAGGAGAGAGCCGCUACCUUGUCAACAGAUUGUCAGGCCUUUGGACAGAAUUAGAUGGAUUGUUAGCUCAUGAGAAAGCAGCCAGCUGGGAAUUGGAGGAGCUGAUUCAUGAGCGAACCACUUCAGAUGAGGAGUUAGCCACCAUCCAGGCUAGCUUAAAGCAAAUCUCCACCGAUGUGGAGCAACAAAGGUUCCCUUUAACACAGGAAACCCUUUCAACAAUUGCACAUUUGAAGCACAUGCUAAUGGAGCAUCAGUGUCAAGCACAAGAGCUUGAGCACUGCCAGGAGGCCAAGCGAAGCUCCCUACUGAGCACCAUUGGGGAACUGCAAGACCAGUGCAAAGCUCUGAGUAUUAAUGCUACUGAGCAAGACAAAUAUCUGCACCUGAGGAGACAAAUGGAGGAAUCUAGAGACAUUACAAAAGAGCAAAUCCAGCGUGCCAAAGAUAAAACAAUAAGUGUGGUAGAGAGGUUCAGACUGUGCCAAACACUCCUGGUUGAGCUUCCCCUGUUGAAGACACAGUGUCAGGAAGCAGCAGACCAAUUGGAGGCUGUAGCUCAGGAGUUGUACCCAUCUGAGCUGAAUGCAGAGAGGCAGAGGAUCCACCGCACUGUGGAAACUUUAGUCUCCUGGGAGUUCUCUGUCACAGAUGAUAUCAAAAAGCUAGAGGCCAAGCUUCUGCGAGGUCUGCAGUUUUCCUCCGAGCUUCCCAACUUAAAAGAGCUUUUCCUAACAACAAGAGCAGAGCUGGCGGAAGCCGAACCAGUAAAUCCAGAUGAAAGAGCCAUUGAUACUGCACUUAGAAGAAAUUGGGUUAUUUGGAGAAAUAUGGAGUCUGGGAUGAGGGUGUUGGAAGGUCUGGCACGGAAAGAAAAGGUUAACCUGAAGAACUACAAGGACCUGUACUCUCUUAGGGAUGCAACCAUGCGAGAGUGCCAUUUACGAAUGGAGAGUUUAUGCCAGGCGAGAGAAUCCCUGAAAGACUACCAGUGGGCUGCUCAGGGAGCAAUAGGCUUCCUUCAUAAUGCUGAAGCCACCUUCUUAUCAGCUACCGGAGGGUUUUUGGACUGUACUGAGGAGAAAAGACAGACCCAGCAGGCUCUAGAAGCCCUUGAAGAUGGAUUUCAGGCUCAUAUAAGCCACCUUGCAGACCUGGUGCCCCAACAACCCUGCCUCUCCCGCCCAAAGCAGCUUCACAUCAGCAUCCUCAGUCAGUUGUUGGUGGGAAGAGCCGUACUUGAGGCCCAAGCCCAGCUCAGGCUGGAGUCCUUGCAGAGGUGUGAAAUAAGUGGGCCAAGCCACAGGAAGUGCCAUGAAGACAUACGUCAGCGUCUUUCAAGGCUUGAAGCCAAGCUUUCAGACUGUGCCGCAGUACAAGUGACAUCGUAUGACAAAUGUGUCGCCCAACAAAAAAGAGCCAAACUUCUGAUGGAAGAUCUUCGCAGCCUCGCUGGUAAGAUAGAAGAACUGAGAGCUGGAUGUCCGAUGCAGGGCUGUGGGGUUGGAAAGGGUGGCGAGCUGGGCGCUUUCUGGAGACGCUGGGUAUCAUUACGCCGUGGUGUCGGCCUACUGAUGGCACAUACAGAACAGAGAGGAGAGGAAUGGAAGGACAUCACUACAAGUAUGGAGCAGUGCUGCAGCUUGUUGGCCAGUCUUCAAGCCGAGGUUCCUGACUCCUCCACUGUGAGCUUCACUCAAGAGGAGCCCCUGGAGCUUCUGGCUCAGGCUGAAAUACACCAGGCAGGGCUGGAGCAGGAGCAGCAGGCCUUAGCCUCCCUGGAGCAUCGACUGGAGCACGCCCUGAGCUUAUCUAGCUCCCAGGAGCCCAUCAGCCCCGGACCUAUGGGCAAAACACUAGUGAAGAUCCAAGAGAAUGUCAGGAGCUUAAAAGAAAGAAACCUGCUGGUGGUAGCUGCGGCUCAGGCAGAGGAGAAAGAGAGACAGCAGGUCCAAGAGGAGAUAGAAGAGUUGGAGCGACACAUGUUUGACCUUCUUCCUGCGCUGGAAGCCUGCUCGAAUCCAACAGAACAGCGGGAGCUCAGGAAGGAUCUGUCCUCCCAGAAAGCCAAAUUAAAGCGCAUCGUGGACGGUGUUCAGAGCCGGUACACUGAGAUACCAGCUGAUAUCAGCAGAAGGUUACAAGAAGUUGAACUGUCUCUACAAACAGAAGAGGAGAAGCUCAUGGAGAAGAGCGACCCGGUUCGGAAGUUGGCUCGUCAAGUGGCAGAGUUGGGCUCUAGCCUGGAGAAAGUGACGGAGUUACUGGACCAAAAGAGUGCAACAGUCAGUGACGCUCAAAAUGCACUCAAGCACGCAUGGGAUGAGCUGGAUGCGUGGCACAGCCGCUUGAUGCUCCUGGAGAGCGAGGUGCAGGAUCUUGCAGAGGAGCAUCCGGACCAAGCCCACCAACUCAUGGACCAACUCACCCACCCACUGCAGCUCUACCAAAACGCAGCGCAAAUGACAGAGCAGCGCACCGCCUUCCUCAGCAAGAUCCCUGAAUGUCUUCAGGAGUUUGAAGACAUUCUGUACGGCGCCACCUGCUGGUUAGACGAAGCCCAGUCAUGGCUCAGUGCUCCCUCCUGCUUCACAACAGCCAGAGGCCUGCAGAAUCAUGCAAACUCCCUGCAGCUGGUCCUGGACGACUCUGAGAGGAUCAGACAGGCGCUUGAGGACUUCAGGCCAGUCCUGGAUGAGAUUUCUGACGUGUGUGACAUCAGCACCCACAAGGAGAGGGUGGACCAGAAUGACCAACAAGUAGACAAAAUGCAACGCCAGAUCCUAGAGCCACUCGAGCAGCUCCUGCAGGCUGUUUCGGUGGUGGAGGCAAUGGAGGCAGAGCUGAAGACUAUGGAGAAGAACAUCCCGAAGAUCAGAGCGAUUUUAUCCUCUGUGGACGACUCCAACAUAUCUGUGUCGGAGCAUCUUCACAACCGACAGGUGAUCCUGGCCAACGUGCAGUCAAUGCGGAGGACACUGGAGGAGGUGGAGAGAUGCAAAGGAGAGCUUCACCUCCCAAAGGGAGCAGAUGAGAGCCUGCUGGUCUUCUCCAGAACCAGACUGCUCCUGCAGCCGCUCGAGGAGCUGGAACAACUCACCCAGCAACAAGCCACGCUGCUGGAGAACAAGAUUAGGGAGGAGGAACAAACCAGGAAGGAUCUUGGUAUCACUGCACUCUCUGAUAUUCCUGAGGAAGCACAGCAGCACGACAGAUCUGCGCUAAGACACUUAGUCCAGGAGGCUAUUGAGGUGACUAUUUCAGAGGAAGAGGAGGAUGAGGAAAACGAGAGUUGUCACUCGUCGUCCUCUGACACACUAACAUGCAGUAUUCCAGAGGACCUGGAGGAGACACUAAACGAUGUGCAAAGUGAAGAUUUAACAGAAAUUAAGCCACUGUCAGACGUUAAGGCACUGGAGACUUUGACUGGUCAGUUUUCCUCUGAAGAGGAAACAAGCUCAAAAAGUGCGGACACUGGGCUUUUAUUCGCUGUGCCUGGGCUUCAUUCAAAAGAGUUUGCAUCAGAAAAUGUUGAAACUGGAUUAAUUACAAUGGAUUCCAAAGCUGGCAAAGCAUUAACUCCUUUCAGUGCCACAAGAGGAUCUUGUGAGUUUAUAGAGGAGGGAAGCAAACAUUUGCCUUUGUCCGUACCUUCUCAUCAAGAUCUGGAUACUCUUAAUGUGUUAAAGGAGCAGAGUGAAGUCACCACGAGUCAAAGUAGGUUAUUUGAAGAAUCCCAACAGGCCCAGGAGUCAUCUGAGGUGCCAAAGAGCUCGGCUGGAUAUGAGGAAGAUGAGCAGGAGUGGCUGAGGUGGAGUCGACUUUAUACCCAGAUCUCUCAGAAACUGACCACUUUGAAAAAGGUUAAGGAGGAGCAUCAGAUCGGCUCAGGGGAUGGAGGGAGCCAUGAUGAGGAUCCACAGAGGGAGCUGGCAUCAACUGGGUCUGCUUCUGCUGUUCUCCAGCGGACACAUGACUCCAUCACCAAGCUGAAGCAAAUAGUGAGCUCUCCAGGUGAAAAUAAGGAGUUGUACGAAGCUGCACGAAAGGUCCUCCUCUGUCUGGACGCUUUGACUGACCUUGUGUUAACAUCUGGUGAAGAUGAUCCCCAGCUGAGGCUGCUGCAGCAGGAGUGUGUGUCGACUGAGCUGGUGACUCUGGCUGAGCUGUUGAGCAAAGUGGAGUCUGAGACCAAACCUGCACUUUCGGGGGAAAAACCACAAGCUCUCCGCUGUCUGAGCUCCCUUCAGGAGUGUCUACAAACCGUACACCCGGUCCUCACCUCAUCCCACAGUCAGCUCAGUGAACAUCUGGGCAGACCACACCAACAUCAGGAGCUCUCCUCCAGUCAACUGUGUAUUCUGGACGAGUUUGAACCUGAACAUAGUGAGAUAUUCCCCAGCAUAAAGGAUGCUCCCAGAUUGGAGCAGUGUGUGCUGGGCCGACAUCUGAGGGAGAGUCCAGGGGAAAAAGCCAAGCUGCAGCAGGCUUCCUGGUCCUUGCUUCAGGGGAUAACUGGCCUCCUGGAACUGGGUGAAGAAUGCUUAACAAAGGGGCAGAAGAGCCAGGUUCACAACCGCAGCCAACUUCAAGCCGUCCUCUGCAGACGCAAGAAGCUCCUGCGGGUCCUCAGGUCUCAGCUGGCUUUCGUACAGCAUCUGUUCCAACGUGAGCCAGAAGCACUCAAGUGUCAGGAGGAUGAGCGGGUACAGCUGGAAGUCAGAGCCAAAGCUUUGCAGCAACGGGCUCUGGAACAGGAAGUGGCUUCUCAAAGGAGCAUCCAGGAGUGGACCCAGUGGGAGGAUAAUUGUGGUGGACUCAGCCGGUUGCUGGAUGAUGUUGAAGCUUUCAUCAGCAGCGGGGAACCAGAGGGAGACGAUGAGAAGUUAGCGCAGCACCGACAAGAUGCCUGCCAGCAAACACUGGUCCAGCUGGAUGAGAGCAGAGCUGCUUUAGGACUGCUCCUGGAUCAGGGGAAGGUGCUGCAGACUGAGCCAGAGUUUGCUGCCACGGUCAGUCAAGCAGGAGGCGCUCUGGAGCUGCGGUGGCAGAGCGCCUACAGACGGACUAAACAGGAGAGUAAGCGCUGCAGAGAUAUCCAGGACAGACGCACCAGAUUCCAGGCUGACUUUGCCUCUGUCAGUAAAUGGCUGGUUGAUGCCAACAAACACCAGAAGACUUGGUCAGACUUGACCGAAACCUCUGACCUGAGCCAGGAGUGUAUUCACAGCAAUCUGAUCGAGUUGCUGGAUUUUUCCAUUGAGACUGAAGCCAUGUCCGUGCAGAAGGCGGCUGCAUCUAGGGAAGCUGCUCAGCUGCUCCACCUGAGGGAAGCUGACUGUCCCGUGCUGAGAGCUCAGCUCGCCCAGCUGGACGUCAACUGGACCCAGCUGACCACUGAUCUGUCCAAGACACAAGACCGACUGCAGCAGCGGCUGCUGGCAGCGUGGCCACCGGGGAAGCUGCUGUCCAACCUGGAGGGCUGGCUGAAGACGCUGGAGGCUCGGCUGAGCCAGGAGAAGGAAACAGUCCUCAAGGCCAAAGAUGCUGCUCAGAUCACUGAAGUCUUGCAGCACUACCAGGAGCUGAAGGUGGGCGUGGUCAAUGGGCAGCUCCUUCUUGAUUUCCUGUGCCAGUCUGGGCCUCAGGUAGUGGGUGCAGACAUCCAGGCUCUGCGCUCAGAACGUACGAUGUUUGCAGAGGAACUUGGUGCCCUCAGACUGCAGUGGCUGCACCUACAGAGAGAGUUGGAGAGCCAGACUCGUGAAGCUGAACAGAUGCACCACACAUGUGCAGACAGAGAGAAGCGAUUACAGCAUCUUCAUGACUGGAUCGAGCAGCAGAAAGAGCAGCUGGAUCAGUGCAAACAGCCCACCAGUCAAACUCUGGCUUGUAAGGCUCUGCAGGAGUGGGAGGCUGUUGUGGGCAGGGUGAAGGAGGUGGAUGCAGCUUUGCAGGAGUUGAAAGCCACACGAGUGCAUGUUGGACACCCUUGUGAUAUCUCCUUCUCUGGCCGGACGGAGAGUGUUUGUCACGCUUGUGGGGAUCUUAGUCAACAGAUGGACGCUCUGCGACCAUCUCUGCAGCAGACUUUGGAACAGUGGAGUUGUUUUGAGAGAGGUCUGAAGGAAGUUUCUCUGCACACCACCAGGGUGCGCUGUGCUCUGCAGCACCAGCCUCUGUUCUCACUGAAGCAGGCAGAGGGACAUUUAGACCUCCUCCAGCAACUCCAGGAGAAGGCUGGAAAAGGGGAGGAGCUUUUGGUGUACGUGGACAAAUCUUAUCAGAGUCUCGUGAAGACUCUUCAUCCUGGAACGGUGCAGACACUGGAGGAUCAAAUGAGAAGAGAGAGAAAACGGUGGACGGACUUGGUGCAGGAGUUGAAAGAUGAGCACACGAAGACUGGAGAGACACUUUCCCUCUGGCAGGAGUACGCUCGCCUCUCAGAUCAGUGCUCCCUUCACCUGCAGACACUGUGGCAUCGGUGGGAGGAGUUACCAAGAUCUUCUCCUCAGCAGGACGCACAGGCCGUGCUUCACUCAGUGGAGAAGUUGCAGGAUGCUGCAGAGGAUUUGCAAAGCAGUGUGGGAGAUGUGCUUGCAGCUUCCAAGCCUCUUGUUGGACGUCUAGAACCACCGGCUGCAAAUAUAGUCCAAUCCGAGACCAGAAUGCUGUCACGUGACAUCCUGCUGCUGAGUCAGGCAGUGUCAGGAAAAAAGAAGAGUGUUCAGGAGGAUGUGGAGCAACAGAAACUUUUCCACACUCGACUGGAGGCCCUUGAAAAGCAGACACAGGACACACAGCAGAAACUUAAGGCCAGCUUGAGUGACACAGACUCUGUAAAGCAGGUUCUCCUGGAACUCAGUGAAAUGUUUCCAUCACUGGUUGACGUCAGGGAAACAAGUGCUUAUGUGACCAUUAACAACCGUGAGGCAGAGAGACUGCACAUGCUCAGCAGGCAGUGGGUUCAAAGCAUGAUGCGCGUGUCUGACACCAACAGAGCUCUGGAGGCUGAGCGUCAGCGUUCUCAGAACUUUCAGGAGAAGUGUAAAAACCUGACGUCUACCCAGAAGAAGUUGGAGGAGGAGUUGAUGUCAAAAAAACCUCAGAGUCUCUCCAGCCUCCAGGAGAUGCUGAGUGUCCAUCAGAGGCUUGAGGCUGACAUUAUUACUGGACACCAGCUUCUGCAGGGUCUUCUCUGUCAGGCAGUCGGGUCCAUGGAAACAGCAACGGGGGAGAAAAGAUCUGAACUCAUGGCACAAGUGAUCUCUGUGAGGGAGAGCUGGUUCAACUCUGUCACUCUGGCCAGCCAGCGCAGGUCCUUGACAAAAGAACAGCUAGGCCAGUGGAGAGUCUACCAUCGUGGCUCCAAACUGUUGUGGAAGCUGUUGAGGGACGUUGACCCUUUGCUGCCCCCUGCUGGACCUACUCUGUGCGCAUUGCAGCAGCUGCGGAGCUGCCUGGAUGAUAACCAGUGUGUCGAAGAUGCUCUGGGUCAGCACACCGCAGUGUAUGCCCAGACGCUGGAGGCUGGCAGACAUUUAUGUGAAACCAUGACAGAGUCUGAGUGUCAGAGCAGACUGCAGUCAGAGCUCCAGGCCAUACAGGAGGCCUGGGAACGAAGCGCCCCACUGCUGGAGAGGAGGAGAGACCUGGUCAUGACAGUUGUUCAGAAGUGGUCUCAGUGUCAGGAUGGGAUCACCAGAAUCACGUCUGAACUGGAUGAAGUGAAAAACAAGCUGGAGCAGCCGUUGCCUGAGAGACUGCAGGACUCAGAGAGCGAGACACACAUUCAGGAGACAGACCUCUCUCUGCAGCAUGUGGCCAGUGGAUUUAAGGAAUUGGCCACCAUGAAGACGGACCUGUCCCAGUACGUCGCGGCUGGUGACUCGGCUCUGCUAGAGCAGCAGCUGGAACAACUCCACGCGCAGUGGGAAGAGCUGUGUAUGAAGGUAUCCUUGCGCAGGCAGGAAAUCGCAGACCGCCUCAACGCCUGGACCAUCUUCAACGACAAGAACAAAGAGUUCUGCGAUUGGUUGACUCAGAUGGAGAACAAGGUCUGCCACAGCGGAGAUCUGAGCAUCGAAGAGAUGGUGGAGAAACUGAAGAAGGACUGCAUGGAGGAAAUCAACCUAUUCAGCGAGAACAAAAGCCACCUGAAGCAGCUGGGUGAGCAGCUGCUGUUAGCCAGCGACGAAGCCAAGCAGACGCAGGUCCACGGCUCGCUGCAGGAGGUCAACCAGCGUUGGCACAACCUCUUCCACGACAUCGAAGCCAGGGUGAAGAAGCUGAAGGAGACUCUGGUGGCUGUGCAGCAGCUGGAUAAAAACAUGAGUAACCUCCGCUCGUGGCUUUCUCGCAUCGAGGCUGAGCUGUCCAGACCCAUCACCUACAGCGUGUGUCACCACCAGGAGAUCCAGAGGAGGCUGGCUGAGCAGCAGGAGCUGCAGAGGGACAUUGAGCAGCACACGGAGGGCGUAGCGUCAGUGCUCAGUCUGUGUGAUGUUUUGCUGCGGGACGAAGACGCUGCUGGCGGCACUGAAGCAGAGAGCGACUCCCUGCAGGAAACGAGCCGCAGCCUGGAUCAGCGCUGGAGGGCCAUCUGUGCUAUGGCCCUGGACAGGAGGCUCAGGAUCGAGGAGACUUGGAGACUCUGGUGCAAGUUCCUCGAUGACUACUCGCAGUUCGAAGAUUGGCUCAAGAUGGCCGAGCGCACCGCUGCCAACCCCAACUCCGCAGACGUCCUUUAUACCGUCGCCAAGGAGGAGCUCAAGAAGUUUGAGGGUUUCCAACGGCAGGUUCAUGAGCGGCUCACCCAGCUGGAACUGGUCAAUAACCAGUACCGCCGCCUGGCCAGGGAAAACCGCACUGACCGAGCCAGCCAGCUCAAAGCCAUGGUCCAUGAAGGCAACCGGCGCUGGGACACCCUGCACCGCAGAGUGGCCGCCAUCCUCCGCAGACUCAAGUAUUUUACCAGCCAGAGGGAGGAGUUUGAAGGCACGAGGGAGAGCAUGCUGGUGUGGCUGACUGAGCUGGACCUGCAGCUCACCAACGUCGAACACUUUUCAGAGAGCGACGUCCAUCACAAGAUCCAGCAGCUCAAUAGCUUCCAGAAGGAGAUCACCCUGAACACAGAGCGCAUUGACGGGCUGAUAGUGUUUGGAGAGGGUCUGAUCCAGAAGAGCUCACCGCAGGAUGCAGCGCUAAUCGAGGACGAGCUGGAGGAGCUGCACUCCUACUGCCAGGAGGUCUUCGGCAGACUGGUCCGCUUCCACCAGCGCCUCAGCCAGCCCUCGGCGAUUAAAGAAGAGCCAGAGCUCUCUGCCACCGCCUUGUCCUUGGAGUCGAGCUUGGAGCUGAUUGGCCGACCAUGGCUUGGACGAACCCAAGGAAGCCUCCCAGCUACGCCCAUCCACCUAAUGGCCUCUCCGUUAAAGGGUUCAGGAUGGGAGACACCAGUGAGUGUGGACUCCCUGCAGCUGGAGUGGGACCACACCGGAGACGUGGGAAGGUCAUCGUCACAUGAGGAUGACAAGGAGGAGGAAGACGAACACGAGGAUGACAGAACUUACUUCAGCGCAUUAUCAGAGGUGGAGUUGUCUGAGAGCCAGGAGGAGUUUGUCGAGGCCCCGGAGGUCCUACUAGCCUCCUCACUGGUUUCAAGCAGGUCUUUGGCCGUACACGAUUCUCCUAGAUGGCAAUCACAGGGAGACCCAGAAACACAGUCUCUGCAGCUGGACUCAGAGGGUCACACUCAGGCUCCACCUACCCUCACCAGCACCCCUCUGAAGCAGGGCUAUUUGCGUCUCAUGUCUCAGUGCAGCGGCAGCAUCGAGGACAUUAAAAGAGUCUCACUGAUCCUGGAUGAUGAGGAGCAGCCAGAGGAGCUCGGUCUGACAGGACUGACUGCCUCAGACCAACAGUCAGGUGUGAUUGAACGCUGGGAGCUGCUCCAGGCUCAAUCCAGGAGUGACCAGCAAGCCGGCCCUCAGGAGCCCCGACAGCUCACAUCUGACCUCGACGAGAUCACUUCCUGGUUAGGAAACACUAUCCCAGAGCUGGAGCGCCUCAAGCAGUCUGACCCAGCAGCCAGCAUUGAGGACAUGGCAGCCAGAGCCGUAGCAGUAAAGGAGAUGCAGAAGAAGUUCACCCACUAUAAGUCCAUCAUGCUGUCUGCCAACCUGCGAGCACAAGAAGCUCCAGAGCUGCAGGAGAGGCUGGCCGGUAUGAACCGAGACUGGAGCCGAGCAUGUACAAGCCUCCAGCAGUGGGACACCAGUCUGAGGAAGACACUGAUGCGCUGCCAGGAGUUUCAUGAAACCCUUCAUUCUCUGCUGCUGUGGCUGGCCCAUGGAGAGAGCAGACUCUAUGCAGUGGACAUCAGUGACCCAGACACACCUGUCCAAGCCCUGCGACAACACCACAGCACACUCACAGAUCUGCAGGAGGAGCUGCAGGGCAGACAAACUCAGCAGGCCUCCCUGCAGGCUCUGUGGUCUCAGCUGCAGCCUGAGGACGAGGCCGAGGAGAGCAUUGAGGCCCAGGAGAAACUACAUGUGACAGGUGGCAAACUGAAGUCGCUGCUGAGGCGGGUGGACCAGGACCUCGGCACCCUGCAACAGCGUCUGGAUUGUGAGUCUGCAUCAGAAGCUCAAGGCCAAAGCACCUCUGCAGAGCCAAAGAACAGUUCGUCUUCUCAAAGACAGAGGAGGGACUCGUCUCCGCCUCGUUCAUUCUUCUACCGGGCACUCCGUGCUGCCUUCCCCCUCCAGCUCCUCCUGCUGUUCCUCCUGCUCCUCCCCUGUCUGAUACCCCUGUCAGACAGCGAGCCCGGCUGUGCUGCGACCAACAACUACGCCUGGUCCUUCUACCCCACGUUACACUAUACCAACGGCCCACCACCCACCUGAUGUAUUUGGGAUGUGAAAAAAAGAGACUGAGAACACAGUGAGAAACACAGGCCACCUUUAUAACAAACAUGUAAAAUGAUGAAGCAACUGUCUUCUAAAAGAAAAAAGUCCAAAGUGCAGAAAAUGUAUUUCUGUUUUUAAAGAUUUGAUCUUACAAUAUAUUUAUUUUGAAUCAGCCAGAAAAAACGUAAACAAAAAUGCAGAUGUUGUAGUUUAACAAUGCAGAGAUCUGAACACCGUCCACAAGAGUGUGUUGGAGCUCUUCCUUUGAGGAGGCACAGCAGAUGGGAUGUGUUGACACGUGGAGCUAAAGCAGCAUACAUACUGUAGCAGUGGCAGGAAGGAGCUAAUGCAGAGGCUUGCGAACAUCUUCCAUGAGGUGGAAACAAAGAUGACAUCACAGUAUUUUCUUUCACUGAACAAGUUGUUGCUCAGCUUCUAUCAGUUCAAAUGUAAAUAAUCGUUUUAUGAACUGUUGACCUUUAAUGUUGUCUGACUCGAACCAGAAAACAAAAAGCAUGCUUGAUCUGUUUUUAGGUUGGACUGAAGUUUAUUUUUUACAACAAAAGACACUGGUUAAAUUUGAAUGUAAUCUUUAUAAAGCCAACCGUACAAAGUCAUGGCAGUUUCAUACACACAGAUGUAUAUCCAUAUUUUUUUAGAUGCCUUUCUUUUGUAGACUGUGAGCGUGUGAAUGGCUCCAAGUGCACUGUUGAAACACUGUAGAGUUAGCAGGAUGACGUGUAUGUACAGAAUGUAAUAAUAUAAUGCUUUAUUUAUAACAAACAGUGGAUUUAUGCUCUGGAUGUUCUGGUAGUAAACACUGAUUGUCUUAACUGUUGACUCAAGGCAUUGUUUUUUUUUUCAUUUUGCAUAAACUCCUGAUGAAGAAACGAAUAUAUAGAUAUACUUUUGACAAAAGAUACAGCACAUGCUUUGGUCAGUGAGGAGGCCAUUGCUCUCUGACCCAACGCCAACACAGCUCAGAUGUUUAAGGAAUGAAGUUACAUUUAAAACCCCUAAACAUGUAAAGGAAUGGGUUAAUUUGGGAGCUAUGAUUACGUAGAUGAGAAGAUUGAUACUAUAAUGAAAUCUCAUGACUGCACGUUAAGUACAGAGCUUGAGUCUAGAGGCAGUUCAGGCUGGAGAAAUCUUGGCUUAAUUUUUACUUUCUAGAGCUUUCAGCUCUCAGCGCUCACAACAACAUACAUGUACAAAAAUAAUUUUGGAUUUUCUUCAAGCAAAACUUGGCAGGAGUGCAGUGUUGUCUUAAGAGCAACAGUGGUUGUGAUUCUUCUCAGAAAACAAGCGAAAAGUUUUUGACAAUAAAUCCAGGACUGUACAAGGACAACUGAAGAAUACUCUCAGGUCUGAGUGUGUGUGCUGUAAAGCGCCCUCUAGUGCAGUGGUUCCCAACCUUUUUCUUUAAGAGACCUCUUUUCUAUCAUUGAGUAAACUAAUGACCUCCGACUAUAUGACAUAUUUCAUAUCAUAUUCAAUACAUAACAAUAACAGUACAGACAACUGAUUAACUGUGUAUACAGUGAACACAAUAACUGCAAGACGUUUGUGUAAAAUGAGAGAUUUGGAUGCAUUUUAAGCAGAUUACUGAUGAUAGACUUUUUUUCCCCCCUUAAAUUCAGUACACCCCUGAUGUGUGGCAGCUUUGUGUGCUUGUGUUGGGUCUUUACUGUGUUCUUAUCCUGUGAGGUGUUUGUUUUAAGAUUAAAUCUUGACUAAUGAUCUUAAAUAUAAAAAAAAUCAACUUCACUUAGUUUUUUAAACCAAAAUUAAUGAAAUGCUCAGAUGAAGGCCUACUGUUUAUUUUAAAUAAAAAAAUGUUCUUACACCCUCACAAUGCCCCAUGAAGCUUUGGGGACCCUUAUGCCUGGUUCACACUACAUGACAUUUCUGUCUGUUGCAUUAGUCACUGCGUCACAUUACGCGAUUGUGGAGUCAUAAAAUCGUGCUGUGACUUGGCCGACAGACACAACACACGUCUUUCACUAUGCGUGUGAUGUCAUCGGGUUAUUCUUGUAAUAUUUUUUUUAAUUACUAUCAUUUUAGUCACUGUGUCUGUUCACGUGCCAGCCGAAAUGUUGUUGUAGUCACCUAAAAGCGUCAGCAGAUGGCAGGAGCUACAUUUGAAGUACCAUAUGCAAACAUACAUGUCAGUGAAUCCUGCACAACAAGUUCCUGCAAAUGUUUCACAAUAAAAGAUUUUUUUAAAAAUGGAAGGAUUCUCUCAGCUGAGGUUAUAAGGGGCUUUUAAUUUGAAACAGAUACAGGAAGUGUUGAGUUUGAAAUGACGGCGCCAUGCAUUCACGUUAUCAAGGCAAUGGUAGCGGAUACAAAGUAAAAAAUAUUAAGAUAACGGACCGUCUAUAAUGUAGUCUGUUUCAAAUGAAGCUGGGAGCCUCUGCAGCUGUGGUGAGUAAAAGCCACUGUUAUUUCAUUUUCUUACUUUAUGUCCAUCUCUAUUAUGAGGACGUAACAUUGUUUGCUAGCUUAAUGCUAAUGACAGUAACGUUAACUCAGCAGGUUGACAAAGUGCCUCUGCUGUUUCACACCAUCAUUUCCCCUAGGGCUGGGCGAUAAAUCGAUUUUAUCGAUUAAUUCAAAUUUGUAGUUAAAGACGAUUUAUUAUUAAUGAAAAUCGGCUUUUUUCCACUUUUUUCUUUAACUUACACCGUCGGCGCUCCCCUUGGGCUCCCAUAGGUCAGAGUGCGCUGACCCCUCCCCCCGCCUCUCCACAGCUGCACAGUACACAACAAGGCAGCAAGCGGAGAAGAGCUCGUCCCCAAAAAAGGCCUGGUAUCGUCGGUUAUUUGGAACUGGUUUGGUUUUAAUGUGUCCGACAUCGAACAACCCACGACCCGCUGCAAAAUCUGUCUGAAAGCUGUUGCAACCAGGUAUGUGCUACCAAGCCGCAAGUAUUUUGCCGCAGUUGCCCUGCCUCACCUGUACAACUGUGCACGGGAAAGGAUCGCUAGAGAGCUGGAGGAGGUGUCGUUUUACUCCACCACAACAGACCUAUGGUCCAGCUGAACAGUGCAGCCCUACAUGAGCUUGACUGUGCAUUUUAUCAACAACAACUGGGAUGUGCGAAGUGCCUGCCUCCAAACGGCUUAUUUCCCCGAUGACCACAAAGGUGAAAUAAUUGCCCAGGGGCUAAAGGAUGCUCUGAGCUCCUGGAAACUUCCUGAAGAGCGACUCAUCUGUAUGACGACAGACAGUGGCACCAACAUAAUUAAAGCUCUCAAAGACAAUGAGUGGCCCAACCUCCAAUGCUUUGGACAUAGACUGCACAACACUAUAGGUAAGAGUCUAAUGGGCAAUGAUGCAUUCAAGUGAUGUGGAAAAAAUGGUCAACACGAAAAUGUAAUAAAUUCCCAAUGAUGUAAUGAGGCAUUACAUUAUCAGUCACCUAACCUUUAUAUCAACAAGUUAAACAUUACAGAGGCUGCCAUCAUUAAACAGAAAACAUCAGUGUAAUAAUUAAACACAAUAGGCAGUAGGCAGCUAGCUGUACUACUGCAUAUUUGACAAAUGUUAAGUCCACUUCGCACUGCCUCUGGGCCCGUUACAUGGGUACACACUGCCUUCUAGUGGUCAAAUGCUUUAAAUUACCUCCUUUUCAAUUAAACAAUUAACAUCUUAAAUUAGUCAAACUAGAAAUGAAAACACCACACAAUAUACAACUAUACAGACUAAUAAUCAUUUCUAUUAGUAUCAGUAUUUCAUGCCACAGUAAAAAUUGUUUCGUUUGUGUUUUCUUUCUUUAUUUAUUACACAGAGAAUGGUGUGAAGGACCCACGGAUCGAGCGUGCCGUUGGGGUUUGUAAAAAGGCUGAUGCUGCCUUUUCCUAUAGCUGGAAAAAAAGAAGAGAGAUGGGUGAAGUACAGGCUGAGCUUGGUCUACCCCCUCAUCAGCUAAUAACCCUAGUCCCCUACCAGAUGGGGUUCACGACAAAAAAUGAUAGAGAGAUUUCUGGAACAGGAGAAGGCCAUAGCCCGUGUCCUGGGCGCAGACAAGAAAAGUCGGCAUCUCGUGCCCACAUGGCAAGACAUUGAGGUUUUAGAAUCAAUAAAUAAAGCUGUCAAACCACUCCAAGACUUUACUGACGUCCUGUCCGGGGAGGGUUAUGUUUGCGUUUCCUACAUUAAACUGGUGCUCCAUUUGUUCAAAACCAGUGUCCUACAGCCAGAGGAAGAAGAUACCGAGCUCACUAAAACUAUUAAAAAAAACAUUCUGCUGUACCUUGAGAACAAAUACAGCAACCCUGUGACGCAUGAACUCUUAGACAUGUCCUCACUGAUGGACCCCAGGUUCCGAACAACCUAUGUUGAUCCAAGAAAGGUGGAACAAGUAAAAAAAAAAAGAGCAGUCACUGAGCUGUUGUCUCUGCCUGCUGAAAAAAGUACACCACAGCAGCCUGGUCCAGCUGUGCAGGUGCGCCAAGAAGCCCAGCCUCCACCCAAUAAGAAAAUGACUUUAGUGUCCUUCUUCAAGCAGAGUAUGCCAGUGCCAUCUCCCCACCAGUCAGAGGGAGGGAAAGUAGAGACUAAGCUGGCAACCUACCUGCUGACCCCUGAGGCAGACCCAGACACUGAUCCACUUGAGUGGUGGACGCGCCACAAACCAAACUUCCCAAGGCUCAGUAAUCUGGCCAAAAAAUACCUUUCUGUCUCUGCUACAAGCGCCCCGUCAGAGAGGGUUUUUAGUGUGGGGGGUGGCAUUGUUACUUGCAACAAGCCAGAGGUAGCAGACAGGCUUGUUUUCCUUGCCAAAAAUUUGUAAGAAGAAAAAAGAAACUAAAGACAGCAUGGCAAGCACCUCAUGUCCUGUAUAUCUUCUAAAAUUUGAUGUUGACUAUGCGAUGCAUGCAGAUGUUUGAUGAUUCUGUUUACAUAUUCAGGGAUACAAAAUAAUCUUUGUAUACAAGAGGCACCUUUGAUUUAUAUGCACAUGUGAACUUUAAUGAAGGUUUUGUUUACCAGUGAGGAAAAUUAUCUAUUUUUGUAACGACAUGUUAAAUGUUAAUGUUUUAAAAAAGUGUUUUAUCAGAAAGGGACUCAUUUUUUUCAAGAGGAAGCACUUUUAUUUGUUUAUUUUACGUUAGGUUGAAGGUGCGCUGUAUCACUGUCAAAGAAGUGAACGUUUUCUUAGUUAUGUUUUCAAAACUGGGAGAUUAGGUCCCUGGAAGUUGGGACAUUGUUUGAAGCCAGUAGAAAGCUUGCUGAAAAGUUUGAUUUUUGCUGUUGUUUACAAUGGCAGGGCCUGCCAUCUUGUUUAUAAGCUUGUUUCAAGACUUGUGUUUUGUUGCACUUUAGCCCUAAUGGGAAAUUUUGUUCAAAUCCCAGAUGGGAAAAUCAAAACAAAAUAAAAGCAAAACUUGUUUUGAAUAAUUUCUUUGUCAUUUGUAGUGUGUUUUUAAGAAGGAAAAAAAAAAAAAAAACGAAACGUAAAUCGGCUUUGGUGUGAAAAAAAAUCGGAGAUUUUUAAGCCAUAUCGCCCAGCCCUAAUUUCCCCCUUUUACUCUGCAUGGUAACAUCCCUAGAGGAAAUAUCAUAAAGGCUGGGGUGUUGUUGCCCUACAGUGUGUGUGUGUGUGUGUGUGUGUGUGUGUGUGUGUGUGUGUGUGUGUGUGUGUGUGUUAUA
Epinephelus fuscoguttatus (brown-marbled grouper) is the source of this 29559-nucleotide messenger RNA. Its product is annotated as nesprin-1-like. Gene Ontology annotation, cellular component: membrane. Bases 307 to 23898 code for a protein of 7863 amino acids. The transcript is spliced from 115 exons. NCBI's taxonomy places the organism in Eukaryota, Metazoa, Chordata, Actinopteri, Perciformes, Serranidae. Gene Ontology annotation, molecular function: protein binding. The record is from RefSeq and is a predicted model, not a curated record.